Juglans microcarpa x Juglans regia is the source of this 1984-nucleotide messenger RNA. Its product is annotated as fumarate hydratase 1, mitochondrial. Lineage: Eukaryota; Viridiplantae; Streptophyta; Magnoliopsida; Fagales; Juglandaceae. Gene Ontology annotation, cellular component: tricarboxylic acid cycle heteromeric enzyme complex; mitochondrion. Bases 201 to 1685 code for a protein of 494 amino acids. The record is from RefSeq and is a predicted model, not a curated record. The transcript has 18 exons. Gene Ontology annotation, molecular function: fumarate hydratase activity. Gene Ontology annotation, biological process: tricarboxylic acid cycle; fumarate metabolic process; malate metabolic process.
UUUUUCUUAGGAAUUCGUCAGCAUAGUAACUAUGCUGACAACUACGGUCCGAGGGUAUCCCACUACGGCGGCGUCAAAUGCACCCGAUUAUCUUUGUUCAAUUUUGACCUAACUUCUUUCUUCUCUAAGCUGCAUCUUCAACACCACCACCACCACCACGUUUCCCACCUCUGUCCGACGCUCCUCAGGUAGACCAACAAAUGGCAAUGUAUUUUGUGUCCCGGCGAUUCUCCGGUGGAUCGGCGAUAGGGGCGUUGCGUUGUGCUACUUUCUGGAGACCCUAUUCUACGUCUUUCAGAGAGGAGAGAGACACUUUCGGACCAAUACUCGUUCCCGCUGACAAGUUGUGGGGGGCUCAGACUCAAAGAUCGUUGCAGAACUUCGACAUUGGAGGCGAGCGUGAACGAAUGCCUGAACCCAUCAUUCGUGCCUUUGGCAUCCUUAAGAAAUGCGCUGCCAAGGUGAACAUGGAAUAUGGACUUGACCCGGCAAUAGGGAAAGCGAUAAUGCAAGCUGCCCAAGAAGUAGCAGAAGGAAAGCUAAACGAUCAUUUUCCACUUGUUGUAUGGCAAACUGGCAGCGGCACUCAAAGUAAUAUGAAUGCCAAUGAGGUCAUUGCAAACAGAGCAGCUGAGAUCAUUGGCCAUAAGCGGGGUGAAAAGUUUGUGCACCCUAAUGAUCAUGUCAACAGAUCACAAUCUUCUAAUGACACUUUCCCUACUGUAAUGCAUAUUGCUGCUUCAAUGGAAAUAAAUUCGAGAUUAAUACCAAAUUUGAAACAGUUGCAUACUUCACUGAAUUCAAAGUCAUUUGAAUUCAGAGAUAUUGUAAAAAUAGGACGGACUCACACUCAAGAUGCCACACCUUUGACUCUUGGGCAAGAGUUUAGUGGCUAUUCUACACAGGUGAAGUAUGGAAUUGAUCGGGUCUCAUGCACUCUACCCCGAAUGUAUCAGCUUGCACAGGGUGGUACUGCUGUGGGGACAGGAUUGAACACAAGGAAAGGGUUUGAUGUAAAGAUAGCUGCAGCUGUAGCUGAAGAAACAAGCUUACCGUUUGUUACUGCAGAAAACAAGUUUGAAGCUUUGGCUGCUCAUGAUGCUUUUGUUGAAACCAGUGGAGCCCUUAACACAAUUGCUGCUUCUCUGAUGAAGAUUGCUAAUGACAUUCGUUUGUUAGGAAGCGGUCCGCGUUGUGGCCUCGGUGAACUCAUUCUUCCUGAAAACGAGCCAGGCAGCAGUAUUAUGCCUGGGAAGGUCAAUCCUACUCAGUGUGAAGCUAUCACUAUGGUCUGUGCUCAGGUUAUGGGAAACCAUGUAGCUGUUACAGUGGGGGGAUCAAAUGGUCAUUUUGAACUAAAUGUGUUCAAGCCAAUGAUUGCCAAUGGUCUUUUAAAUUCACUAAGAUUGCUUGGGGAUGCAUCUGCCUCCUUUGAAAAGAACUGUGUUAGAGGAAUUCAAGCUAACAAGGAAAGAAUUUCAAAAUUGCUGCACGAGUCGCUGAUGCUUGUCACAUCGUUGAACCCUUUCCAGAAAAUUGGUUAUGACAAUGCUGCAGCGGUAGCCAAGAAAGCGCACAAGGAGGGAAGUACUCUGAAGGAAGCUGCAUUGAAACUGGGAGUGCUGACCAGCGAAGAAUUUGAUAAUCUCGUCGUGCCCGAGAAAAUGAUUGGCCCAUCUGACUGAUAAGCUUAUCAAAGAUUUUGAAGCUCCUGAGAAUUGAUCAGCAUUAAUUGCCUGAUGUUUCAUUUUUGAAUUAUUUAUUUCACACAGUUGUAUUAGGAAUCGAGCAUUGAACGUAUAUUUUUUGACUUGUAAAAACAAUAUUCUUGAGGCUUUCUCCAUGGCUGGUCUGGGUUAUUGGGGGUUAUCGAUGAUGACUGUUUGAUUGGGUAAAUAAGGGGUAAACCUCCCUCAUUUUGUAAUGGUUGUAUCAGAGAGAUCUGGGCUCCAUAAAUAAAAGAAUUAUUUUACGUUUUGGGACA